CGUUACUCCAUUUUUGGCUUCGUCUUCAACUCAUCGUUGCAGCCUCCCUUUCUAAGUUUUUGAUUUUUGCUUCUCUUUGUUCGUAAAGCCAAUUUCAAAGAGUCAAUAUGUCUGGUGAUGAGGCUGUUGCACCUGUUGUUCCUCCGGUUGCUGAGGCAGCUGCGAUCCCAGAGGAUAUGGAUCUGAUGACUGCAGUGCAGUUGACAGUAAGGAAAGCUUGUGCUCAUGGUGGUGUGGUUCGUGGUCUCCAUGAAAGUGCUAAGCUUAUUGAGAAGCGUGUCGCUCAGCUCUGUCUCUUGGCUGAAGAUUGCAACCAACCUGAUUAUGUCAAGCUGGUUAAAGCUCUUUGCGCUGACCACAACAUCAACUUGCUUACAGUUCCAAGUGCCAAAACCCUCGGUGAAUGGGCUGGUCUCUGCAAGAUUGAUUCAGAGGGCAAUGCUAGGAAGGUUGUUGGAUGCUCUUGUCUUGUAGUCAAGGAUUACGGUGAGGAGACAACUGCUCUAAACAUCGUCAAGAAGCACAUUGAAUCAAACUAAAUCAAGCAAAGGUCAAGUAUCAGAUGCUUUCACCCAAUGAAGCGCAUUUUUUUAACUUUUGGUCACUCUCUUUUUUUCCUCUUGUGUUCUUUGUUUUUGAUAUGUAAUACUCGGUAGAGAUUUUCUUUUGGAACAUGAAGUUUUGACGUUAUGUAGGCUCUAUCAAUUUCAUCUUGCUCAUUAUCA
Molecule: messenger RNA, 725 nt
Organism: Capsella rubella
Lineage: Eukaryota; Viridiplantae; Streptophyta; Magnoliopsida; Brassicales; Brassicaceae
Product: 40S ribosomal protein S12-2
Exons: 5
Coding region: 108-539 (143 amino acids)
Biological process (GO): translation
Cellular component (GO): cytosolic small ribosomal subunit; ribosome
Molecular function (GO): structural constituent of ribosome
Source: RefSeq, a predicted model, not a curated record